AUGACCUCCUCCGGGCAGCAGAAAAAGUUUCCUGCAUUCUGCCCGGAGAUACCAGAUGAGCUUGAGAUGACCAGGGUCGUCCCAGCACAGUGUGCAGAGGCGGUUUUGAAAAUGAAAAGGUUUUGGGAGGAGCAAGGGGAGUGGCCGGAGUCAUUACAGGUGGAAAUACCGGAUCCGGGCAGCCCGAAGGAAUGGUCCGGGCAGAUUUUCCGGCUGCGGAACGUGUUUGUGAACUGGAGGGGUCAGGUGUUCAACCAGACGCAUCUGUUUGACGCCGGGAGAUGCGGCGACCGAUUGGCUGAUUUCGACUACCCCUCAGGCACCCGCUUCGCCGCCUUCCCUGCCCUCCUCAACCUGCUCUCUGCCGCCCGCUCACCGGCCGAUGUGGUCUUCUCGGAAAUGACGGAGAAGCUUCCUCUCUUCCUGUCGCUGGCGCCUGUGAUGCCGUUGCUGAGGCACACACCGUUGGUGCGGGGCAUCUGGCAGGCCGUGGUGGGGUUGAGGCCCUCAGCGAGUGCCGUGCAUGCCAUGGCGCACUCGUCGCUGCUCUUUGCUCGCACGCUCUACAUUGUAUCGAGUGCCGUCCAUGCCAUGGCGCAUUCCUCACCGCUCUUCGCUCGCACGCUCCACAUGCCACCCCUCCCCAUUCUUGCGCCCCACCCCUUCCCCCUGUUUCUCCUCCAGCCGCUGUUCCCCCCCUGCGGCCACCCCAGCCCUCUCUCCUGCAUGCCUUCCGUCUCUUCCCCCCCUCCGGCCUGCCCCUCUUCUCUCAAGACGGCUCCCACUGCCUUUCCUCUCCCCCCUUCCCCUCCCCACUUCCCCUCCCCUCCCCCUCUCCCCCUCCCCCAGCCGCUGUUCCCCCCAUGCGGCCACCCCAGCCCGUCACUCCUGCACGCCUUCCGCGCGCGCCACCUCUUUCCCCCCUCCGGCCUGCCGCUCUUCUCCCAAGACGGCUCCUACCGCGCCCCUGCACCUGGGAGUCUGGCCGAGCAAGGAGCAGAGGAAGAAGCAGGGGAGCUGCCUGAGGGACCCAUGGGUUCUAUGGGGCCUAUGGGACAUACGGAUGGGCGUUUGAAGCAUGACUGGGUCGUGGUGGUGGCGGCUCCCCCCUCCCGUCUUCCGACAGUGCAAGCCGUUGCGCUGGCUGCAGCGCUCCGUGCGGUGAAGUGGAUACUGAAGCAGCUCUAUACCGAGGAUAGAGUCGCCGUGUACAGACGAAACAUGCCGCUCCAAGAAGCCAGGGCGCUCUUUCAACGAGCUCUGCUAUUCGUUGCCUGUGAUAAUGCACUCGUGAACACCCUCUUCAUGCCCUCCCAUUCUUCCGUCAUCGAAAUCCGCACCAGCACCAGCUCCAGCGGUGCAGAUUCAGUGUAUCCGGACGGGGGAAGGCAGCUGUACAGAAACCUAGCUCUGGCGGCAGCUGUGAGGCACUAUCUGCUGGAAUGCCCAGAGGAGCCAGUGGUGGAGGCAACAGAUGCAGGGGCAGAGAGCGGUGGAGACCGGUGGGGAGAGGUUGGGAGCGGUGGAGGUGGCAGCGAUGGUGAUGCCAGUGCUGGUGCUGGUGGUGCUUCAGGGGUUGCUUGGGAGGAUACGGAGGAGGAGGAUGGGGAGAAAGGUGGUGGGUCGUCAGUGUACUUGCCUCGAGGGUCCCUGGCUUGCGGUGUUGAGCGGUUGAGAACGGUCCUGGAAAGUGUUCUGCACAAUGUGUUUGCUUCGGAGAGCUUUGACCCGAACCUACUUGACAGGUCCGGGGAGGGGUUCCGGACGAAGAUUCCAGGCAGCAAGGUCAGCCGGGCAGAUUUGAAAGAAAGGUUUCUGAAAUGGCAGGAGUGUGUGGCAGCAGAGGGCAGCUGGAAAUUCGACCCGAGGCCGAGGAGAUUACCCUGGGAAUUCAAGGGUUACUCGAAUUACUGCGACAAAAGGCACAUGGCUGCAUCCCCUACUGCAGUCGUAGUCUCCAAAGCUGAUCAAAUCGCAGAUUCCAUUAUGAAGCUUCCUCCGGAAGAGAGGAAGGUGCGGCAAGAGGAGUGGGAUGUGAGGCCACAGCUGAAAUACGUGUGGGACACAGAGGGUAAGUGUGGGGCAUGGGAACCUUUUGAUGGAAGAGUGGUGUGCGAUUGGGUGAGAGGGAGAAGGUGGAAUGGCACUGGGAUGCCGUUGACAGAAGAGGAGGAGGAGGAGAGGGAAGAGGCGGCUUUUAAAGGGGAGGCUGUGAGGGAGAAGGGCGACGGGAGCGGCGCGCUCGUACUCCUUAUAGGCGACUCGUACAGGAGCAGUUUGUGCGCGUGCUGCGAGCUGAUCGAACCGGACCAUGCGAGGCACUCUUUUUGUCGAGACUACAAGCUUCACGGCAACGUGUGCGCCAAUCUCACCAUCCGAUUCAUUCGCCACGACUACCUCCAGCUCUCCAACUCGCAGAUCAAAUUCGACCGCGUCCCCUUCACCCGCCUUUCUUUACUCACCGGCGCCCGCGUGAUUAUACUGAAUCGCGGUGCGCACUACCGCCCGGACCGGCACUUCAUCUCAGCCGUCCGUUCGACUUUACGAUUUCUCCGAAACAAGCUACCCGACGCGAUCUUGAUCUACCGAACUACCGUGCAAGGCCAUGCCAACUGCUCGGAGCACGACAAGCCGUUGCUCGUGCCGGGUCCCACAGACAACCUGCCGUUCUUCUGGGGGAGGUUUCACGAGCAGAAUGAGCUGGCGCGGGCGGCGGUGGAGGAGGUGGGCGGCAUGUAUUUGGAUGUAGCGGCGAUGACAGUGCUUCGACCGGACUCGCAUCAGGGGUUCAUUCCGGAGUUGAAUCACGAGGACUGCUUGCAUUACUGCAUUCCAGGGCCGCAGGACGUGUGGGCGCAGCUGCUGCAGAACGUGCUGCUUCAGCUUCUGCCAGAGCCGGCACCUGCUGCGGCGUUGGGAGGCUGUGGUGAGGGGCUGGGAGGCUGUGGUGAGGAGUUGGGAGGCUGUGGUGAGGAGUUGGGAGGCUGUGGUGAGGAGUUGGGAGGCUGUGGUGAGGAGUUGGGAGGCUGUGGUGAGGAGUUGGGAGGCUGUGGUGAGGAGUUGGGAGGCUGUGGUGAGGAGUUGGGAGGCUGUGGUGAGGAGUUGGGAGGCUGUGGUGAGGAGUUGGGAGGCUGUGGUGAGGAGUUGGGAGGCUGUGUUGAGGAUUUGGGAGGCUGUGGUGAGGAGUUGGGAGGCUGUGGUGAGGGGUUGGGAGGCUGUGGUGAGGAGUUGGGAGAUUUUGAUGUGCGAUUGGCAUGCUGUGAUGUGGAGUUGGCAGGUUGUGGUGGGGAGUUGGAAGGUUGUUGUGGGGAGUUGGCAGGUUGUGGUGGGGGAUUGGCAGGUUGUGGUGGGGAGUUGGCAGGUUGUGGUGGGGGAUUGGCAGGUUGUGGUGGGGAGUUGGCAGGUUGUGGUGGGGGAUUGGCAGGUUGUGAUAGUGGGUUGGAAGGCUGUGGUUGGAAGGUGGAAGGUUGUGGUGGGAAGGUGGGGGCCCUUGGGUUGACUCAAGGGCCACCGUGGUGUUCCUCCUAG
This is a messenger RNA of Closterium sp. Yama58-4, 3528 nucleotides long. The record is from the annotation of a GenBank genome assembly. Lineage: Eukaryota; Viridiplantae; Streptophyta; Zygnematophyceae; Desmidiales; Closteriaceae.